Molecule: messenger RNA, 1042 nt
Organism: Cannabis sativa
Lineage: Eukaryota; Viridiplantae; Streptophyta; Magnoliopsida; Rosales; Cannabaceae
Exons: 5
Coding region: 132-800 (222 amino acids)
Source: RefSeq, a predicted model, not a curated record
AUUUCCCAAUAUUUAUUUAUUUAUUCAGCCCAUAUUUAUAUAAGAAAAGAAAUUUUGGGAGAGAAGGAGCGAGAAAAAGGAGAGGGAAAUUGGUGUCAAGAAACAACACAACACAACGUCGCAACCCAAUCAUGGAAGAUGAUCAAGGAUCAACCCCAAAUCCAAAUCCUAACCCUAAUACCAAUUCUAACCCUAACCCUACUCCUAAUCGGAGCAGCAGAGCAGGAGGAGGAUCCAUGGGAAAGUCAUGCAAAGGAUGCCUCUACUACUCAUCUAUUCAGAAAGCCAAAUCCAACAACCCCACUUGCAUUGGCUUCUCCACUACUCUUCAAAAAGUACCUGACUACAUUGUGGGAGAAACUGAAUUCGAAGCUUCUAAAGAGGGCCGCAGCUUUACGGAUUUUAAGUACGCUUGUGUAGGUUACUCAGUGUUUUUGGAUAACAAAGAUUCUUCUCCAAAUGAUCCACAGAACAAACAAGCAGAAUUGCCAUUUUGUGUCGGCCUUGAGGUGUUAUUGGAUAAAAGGCCUGAAGGUCAAACAGCUCAAACUCAUGCUCCGGCUCAUGCUUCUACUCAUGCUCAUAAAAGUGAAGAAAAUGAUCAUCCUCAUCCUCAUCCUAUCCCUCAGCCUCGAACGUACAAACCAAUGCAUACAGCAGGAGAUGAAUACCUUAACAGGUUUAAGAGGAAUGCAAUCUUAGUAGCAUCGGGUGUAGCGAGGAAUGUGAAUAGGGUGUGUAGCCACAUAAAAGAGAGCUUGGAUGACAUUCUAUACCCUUACCGGAGACGACCCAAGUAAGCAGUGUUAAUUGCAAUUACAGUGUAAAAUGGAAGAGGGUAAAAAAGAAGCAAAAGCCCUUUUGCCAGAUCUGGCAUUUUCCAGUUAAUUAUGAAUUUUUUUCUUACUGAAUAUAUACUUCUGCUGCUCUCUCUUCCUGUAUUAUGAAAUAAUGCUCAGGGCUCUUUUCUGCUGGAUAUUGUGAUAAAGUCAUAUAAUGACACAAAUCAAUCCUACAUUUUAUUUAUUUGAUCACUAUAAAA